Molecule: messenger RNA, 4257 nt
Organism: Ylistrum balloti
Lineage: Eukaryota; Metazoa; Mollusca; Bivalvia; Pectinida; Pectinidae
Product: adiponectin receptor protein-like
Exons: 7
Coding region: 157-1359 (400 amino acids)
Biological process (GO): adiponectin-activated signaling pathway
Cellular component (GO): plasma membrane
Molecular function (GO): signaling receptor activity
Source: RefSeq, a predicted model, not a curated record
AUGUGAUACCACUCGUCAAGAUGUUUACAAUAACAUAAACAGUUUUGUUGGAAUCGAAUACAUCUGAUUAAUUAAAAGUAAGGAAAUCUCAUUCAGCAGAUUGUCAACAACUGUGAUUAAACUGUGGGACUGAUACAGAAUAUAUUAUUGAUAAUCAUGGCGUCCUCGUUAACAACGCCCACAAUUAUACUAGAAGCCAGUCCCAUCAUACAGCAGCCCAUCUCAAUAGCCAAUCAGGACUUAAAUAAUGUGUCACUUGACAGUGAUUAUUCUGAUGCUGAGGAAGACCUGACCAUGACUACAAAACAGGCAGAGAGGAGGACAACAUUACGUAAACCUUUAUUUUUCAAAAGAACAAAGUUGUCAAAACAGUCCAGUAUAGAAGGUGAGGAGGAAGAUGAGGUCGACCAAGCACUGAGUGGAAAGUCUUCACCCAAGAUUGACUUUCUAGCAGGCACUUGUAAGGCAGCAGAGCAGGCAGAGGAGUUUGUGAAAAAGGUGUGGGCAGGGGCGUGGCGAGUUGUACAUCACCACUCCCUGCCAGACUGGCUGAAAGACAAUGAUUUCCUACACACAGGCCACAGACCCCCCACCAACUCAUUCUUACAGUGCUUUAAGUCAAUAUUCAGGAUUCACACUGAGACAGGCAAUAUAUGGACACACCUGCUAGGUAUGAUAGCGUUCAUGGGUGUAGCUGGGUACUUCUUGUCUAGGCCGUCCAUUGAGGUCCAGUGGCAGGAGAAGGCGGUGUUCUCUGCAUUUUUUGUGGGUGCUAUUUUAUGCUUGGGAUUCUCCUGGCUGUUUCACACAGUAUACUGCCAUUCUGAAAGGGUUGGGAAGCUCUUUAACAAGUUGGACUACUGUGGCAUUGCCCUGCUGACCAUGGGUUCAUUUGUACCCUGGCUGUACUACAGUUUCUACUGUGAAUUGGGACCAAAGAUUGCCUACUUAGUACUUAUAUUUGUCCUUGGAACGUCCUGUAUUGUUGUGUCUUUGUGGGACAAGUUUGCCCAGCCUCAAUACCGUGCAGUCAGAGCAGGUGUGUUUAUUGGCCUUGGUUUAAGUGGGGUUAUACCAGCACUGCACUAUGUUAUCAACGAAGGAUUUUACAAUGCCAUCAAUUUUGCGGCCCUUGGAUGGUUAGUCCUCAUGGCUGUACUCUAUAUUGUGGGUGCAGUCAUUUAUGCUGUUAGGAUCCCAGAAAGACUAUUUCCUGGCAAAUUUGAUAUUUGGUUCCAGAGUCACCAGAUCUUCCACGUUUUUGUCCUUGCUGCAGCGUUUGUACAUUUCCAUGGAAUAUCCAAGAUAGCCACCUACAGGCUGACCCUUGGGGACUGUUUGGCUACUGAGUUACAAUGAGGACCAGACUUUGUGACAAUCACCCUGUCUUUUCCUGAUCAUCUGUACUCCAGGAGUUGAUGGACAAAUGACAAUAGGAGUGUGUAUUUGAAACAUUCAGUUUAGAGCACUGUGGAGCACAAUGAAAAGUCAAACAUUAUGACCAGUUAGUUUAGAGGUACUCGGUCAUGUAUUUACACUGGUCACUUUGUUGAGAUAAGUUAUGGCUUGUAUGGAUGUCUAGAUAGCGUCUGGAGUUGUUCGAUAUAGAACCUGGUCAUUUUUAAGGUGACUGGUUAAGGGUGUUACCUAAAGUUUGUUUGGUACGGAAAGUUGGAGAGUUUAUACUGUUAAGUUUGUCCCAUUUGUAAUCUCAUCAAGAAUACAAUGGAAACUAUAGAGUGUGAUAUUUAAGUUAAAAUAGUGUAUUUCACUUCUUCAGUGAUAAAAAAAUGUGAAUUUGUUAUUUUAAGUUGGGAAAGUUCAUUUUAAAACAUGUAGAUGUGAAAUUAAGGAUCAAAGACAAGUUUCUUCCAUAGGUUUAUUUUAUACCAGAACUUAAUAUAAAUUAAAAUUUUGCGUAAGAACAUUCUGCAUCAUACUGUACUCCAUUUUGAAAGAGGACAAAAUUGGGCAUUUUAUAAAUAUGCAGCGUCUGAAACAGAGAGACAUCUUGCAAAGCAGUUGACAGAUAAAAGUUAGUUGAAUGGAUUAUAGAAUAUGUUUGUAGGAUUAGGACACAAUUGCUACCAGUGUGGUCAGUCAUGAUUUCAUUUUAAGAAAUUGGAACCACAGUGACCUGUAAAUAUUUAUAAUAAAUGUAUCUAUAUAUAGACAGAGAACUGUCAUACAAACAUAUAUGGUUUGUGAAUGUACCUUGAUUUGCUAAUACAAUUGUACAUGAAUGUGUGGUGGGUAACAGUAUAUAAGGCUGUGUAAGCUAUGUACAGAAUACCUGCUUACAGCUGUUCAAGCUACAAGCCCCUGUGUUGUGUGAAGAACUGGUAUUGGGAUACCGGUAUGAAGUGCUGAUUGCGAAGCAUAAUGAUGAAAGAGGUUCUCUGACGAACGAUUAGAGAGAAGAGCAGAGAAAAUUUAACAUAUCAAUUACAUAGUGUGAAAGGUUACUGACCAUUUAUGAUGUCUGUGUGUUCAGACAAAUGUGGGUUUUAAUCAUAACAUUAUGUUGUAAUGUUUGAAUUUGGUGAUGAACAUCAAAAAUAUAAUUCUGUGAUAUAGCAAAAAAUUAUUGAAAUGAACAUAUAUUGAAAAACUUACAGAGUAUACAGAAAUUUAUUUCUACCUACAUUGUACAUAUAAAUCCAGUCAUAACGUGACUGGAAUAUGUUCUGAAGGAAGGACACGGUGGUGAAAAUACAAGUUGCCAAAAUAGAAUCUUGUUUAAGGACACAUCAGUCAAAUUAACACUAGACCUUCAUUUACUGCUAUACUGUUGUAUGUAUUAAAGUAAAUUAAAAUCUGGUUUUAAUUUGAUUAAUGUAAUGUAUGGAUGAUGAAGAUUGUUGACUUUGUGAGAGAAAGUUUGAUGUAUCUGUUGAAUGUGUUACUGCCCCUAAUGUGUCUGCUGUAUUAUUGUUAACUCGGUAUAUGAAUACACAGGUAUGUUUACCAUGUGCAGAAAUAGAAUUAUUUAUGACUGUAUGGUGAAAAAAUAAUUAUGUGAUGAUGGUGGAUGCAGUAUGUUAUGUACUUCUGUUUAUGAUUUGUGCUGUAUAAUGCUUAGAAUUUGCAUGUGUUUACAUUUGCAUUAUUUUCUUUUUAAUACAACUUUUAAAAAAAUUGAAGAUUCAAUUAUCCCGUUAUCUCAUCCAACAUAUAAUUGAUUGUUUUUUCCUUUUUCGUUUGUGAUAUUUUACAAAAUGAGCACAGUAAAAUUUUAGAGAAAAAACAUUAUUGAGCAACCAGUAGACACUAACGAUUUUAAGCACUUUACAGUACAUACAGUGUUGACAUGAUGGUUUUUUGUGACCAGACAUCAGUCAGAUUUGUCUUUCAUGCCCCAGUGUAACCAUAAACCACAGACGAUAUUAAUUAUCAUUGGUAGUUCAAAAUACACCUCUAUAUCAGUGCUAGUAGAUCCAUGUUUCACAACUGCAUGCAUUUUUUGAAAAACUGAAGAAAUACUGUAGAAUUUUACUAAUCUUGUUUUCACCCCAAACCACUUAGAUGAUAGAUAAUAUGGAAGUCUACCAUCCUUGAUACUGCACAGAUUACGAUCAAUUUCAGUCUCUGCACCCCUUGAAAUGUCAUAGCAUAAUUGAACAUUCCAUGUGCUACAUCAUGUGGACAAGAUAAAAAAAAAACUAGUUUGAUCCUUUGAUGGCUUAGAAGUUUGAUGUUACGCCUUUGUAAUCUUCAAAAAGAGCAUAUCAGCCUGUGAUUGGUCUGUUUUUUUCUCCUGGAACCAAUCAAAUUACUUGGCUUGUGCCUUCAAUGUUGCUAUGACAUGUUCCAGGGGUGCAGACAGCAAAAGUGAUGGUAACCCCUGAAGUAUCGAGGAUGGGAAGUUUACUUGAUCAUAUCAUAACGAUGCUUCAAAUUUUUUAGAUGUCAAAUAAUUUUCUACAAUAAAUUUUCUAAUUUAAACAUAAUUAGUGCUGUAUAUUCAAAGUGGUUUUCCUUACAGUAGAGUUCAUUGACAACACCUAGACAACUAUAAAUUGACUUAUUCUCGUUUGAUAAUUAGUGACAAAGUUAAUUACAAUAUACAUGUAUUUCCUUUGUUAAAUUAAUUUUGUUUGUUUUCUAUGUUUAUAUACAUGUUGCUAUUAUUUGCAGUAAUUGCACAAGUUUGAAAGAUCUUAAGUUAAGGGAAAAACUUGGUGAAUUGCAAGAGAUGAUCUGAUAUACCCAUUCCGAUUAUGUAUGUUAUUACAAAUAAAAAAAAAUGAGAAGUCA